AACUGAUGAUAACACGCCGAACAAGAUAGAAUGAAGGAGCGCUGAGUUGUUAUUUUUUUUUUCAUUUUUAUAAUCCCUAAUUUCGGCUGGUGAAAAUAAUGUCCAACUCUAUGGAGUAGCGCGAUGGCUGUCGAAGCUGUUCACUGCAACUUGAGCCAAAAUGGUAUUGACCACCAGCUGCGUCCUGAAGACAUGACAUCUCAGCUGGAGGAGGACGAGGAGUUGGUGAACUGUGAGACUCUCCUGCUGGACGAUGACAGCCCAAGCUACCCCGAUAUCCCCCGGCCUUCGUACCACCGCCGUUCCCCACCACACCGCUCUGUUUCCGAGUCCGAGCUGACCCGGCCUGGAUACGUGAAGCUGUCCAAACCAGUGGCCCUUUGGACUCAGCAGGACGUUUGCAAAUGGUUGAAAAAGCACUGUCCCAAUCAGUAUCAGAUCUACAGCGACUCUUUCAAACAGCACGACAUCACAGGACGAGCCCUCAUGAGACUAACGGACAGAAAGCUGGAGAGAAUGGGGAUCAUACAUGAAGCCCAGAGGCAGCACAUCUUGCAGCAAGUCCUGCAGCUUCGUGUUCGUGAGGAAGUCAGGACUCUUCAGCUACUCACGCAAGCCUCUCUGGAGUGCACGCCGUCUUCCCCGUAGAUUGAUGGAAAAGGCCUACCCGGUCACGGAACGAUGAGGACGCACACCGCGCCUCCCCUCCCAUCCAUCUAGAGCUUCAUUCUGGAGCAAUCAAAGUUCCUCGUCUUGCUCUUCAGGUGUCUGUCCAUUAUUUUUCCCUCCAAAAAGACUGAUCUUUGGAAAAAAAAAGACCUUUCCCUCCCACCACCCACUCCUGAAAAUCUCCCAAAGCUUCCGUCAAAAAGCUUCCUCUUAGUGGAACCGUCCUCAGACUUUAAGUGCUACAACUUCUUUCAAGCAUGACUGAGAUUCACACAGACUGUAGUGAUUUGCACAUUUGUUUUAAGAAUAUGACCAAUAUGAAGGAAGUUUUUGCACCAUUUCCUCCGUAGUUGCACAAUAAUUCCAGUGUCUCUUCCAGUAACACGUCUCCGUGGCAUGGUAGCCUCUCCAGUCCAGCACUUUUCUCCCAUGCAUCCUCCUCUGCUGAACAAGCUCCUGCUUCCACUGAAGACAUUCUGCAAGCCAGAAGGAGAAAAAACCCAAAAAAGGCUGCUGACAGGACUGCACACCUCCCGCUGCCCUUCUUUUUUCCUUUAUUUUCAAACUGCGUUCUUGGAAACACAAGAGAGUGACACAUUUUACACGCCCGUCUGUGUUUGUGCUUUGUUCUCUCUCAUUCUGUGAAACGGCCUGUCAAAAAGUGUUAGAUGACGAGUAGUGAAGUAUCCAUAUCUCUCUAUGCUUUAUGCCGUGUCUAUGUUGUGAACUAGCCUUUGCAGGGCGAACGAUGGACCUGGAGGAACACAAGUUGUGAAAAAAACUGAACCUGGCUUAGUAUCAGGCAGAGGUCACUGGAAAAACCAAAACAAUUCAAGGGAGAUGCUAACAGGAAAUCCCACGAUUGUCUCUAAAAGCACGGUGCUUGGAUUUAGGAUUUGAAAUUAAUUUGGCAACCCAAUGGGUGGGGGGGGCAGGAUGUCAGGAAGAAAAAAGGAGACGGGUCCCUGGGACCGAGGAAAUGUUUUGACUUGAGAUUCUUCACUUUAAUGAGGAGAGGAAAAGAAGAAAAGACGUUACAGAUGACAAAUGAGGAGACCCUUUUUUUCAUUUCCUCUCUCUCGCAUUGCUUUGUCUGCUUUUCCAUCUCAGUGCUUGAAACUAUUUUUAGAAAAGUUAUAUUCAAGAACUGUAGACGUGCUGUUAGCCGAAGCUCGUCAGGCUGUUACUUGUUACUCGUUACCAACCGAAUCCAGCGCCUUGCAAAAGUGUUUCAACUUUCUUAUGUCGCUUUAAAACCUAAAGCUUCAGGGUUUAAUUUAAUGGAUUAACACAAAGUAGUGAAGAACUGUGAAGUGGAAGGAGCACAAUCUUAACGAAUACAAAUCUGAAAAGUGUGUAGUGUAUUUUUGCACCUGCAGACAGAAUUCUUGGUUUCUUCUUUGAAUAAUAGUUUUAAUGUCAUUCCAAUCAGAUGGAAAGCGACUCUGAGCAUCCAUUUUCAAAUCAUUCCCCAGACUAUUUUAUCAGUUGUGGGUUUUAAUUAGACCACUCUACUCUAAUGCAUAUUUAUGUUUGGAUCUAAAGCCUUUCACUGUCGCUCUUAUAGCUAAAAAAAAAAAAAAAAUUAGCUUUUUAAUCUUUGCUGUCAUCCCUACAUUGCCUGUUCAAAUUGCAUGAUUUCCAUAUAGGUCUGAUUUGUGGAGCUAACAACAAAUGUUAAUCUCAUAAACAGAUUUUUCCACAUGAGCUGUAGAUCUCUGCAGUUCCUCCAGAGUCAAUAUAUUCCUCUUGACUGCUGUCCUGAAUUAUACUCUAAUUUUAGGGGAUUACAUUAUUUUCUGUAAAAUGCUCAAACGGGUUUAUGCAGGACUCAUCGGAUAUGUUCCUUAGUCUUCAUGACGGUUCUUGUUGAGAAACCUCUCAGUCAGGCUUUUCAACAACAGUUCAGUUUAAUCUCCAAUUGUACAAUUAUGUAUAGAUUAUAUAAUCUGAGUUGGGCUCUCCUCAUUUUACUGAUGAGGAGCUUUCCAAAGGAUAAUUGCAUCACAUGAAAAUGCAUGGACUUUUCCAGACUUUUAUUUGCAAAAUAUGCUAAAGACUCUAUAAUAUUCUUCCACUUGACAAUUUAGUGCAACUUUGUUUUAGUCCAUAGCCAAAAAUCCAGAAAAAUUCCUCUGAAGUUUAAUACCAAAAGCGUAAAGUGAAAACUUUUGCAAGGCUGUGCAUCAUUUCAAUGUAAUGAGCCACUUAAACCUCAGCUAUAAAUGUGAACUAUGGCCACUCACUGUUGAUAUUAUAGGCAUUUAAUCUGCAUAUAGAAGCACACGUGUCUGUAAUGAAGCAAAACUGUUAACAUCUCUGCUACUAAAUGUGUCACAGUGUAAAUAAGACCUGUAGCCUCCAGUAUAAUGAGCCUUCAAUGUCAGCUACCAGUUUCUAUAUCAGAGGGAUAUUUAGCAAAAGCUUUUAUCCAUGCUGAUGUAGCAUGAGUUGGUUUUUCUUUAAAUCCUGGAUGGGAGCAUGUUGCUGUUGCAGUCUAAGGGAAGAAGCAGAGGUCACAGUUGGCCCCCGGGAGAUCCCGCUUUUUAAUGGGAUUUCAUUUGUCGCACAGGUCCCUGUGCGUCCGCCCAUUCAUUGUUGGGAAAGCAGCCGUGGCCUUCCGAGGCAAAGAGCUGCCUACAGAUUGGAUGGUAUCGAUCAGUUCUCCUGGACGCGUACAGUCGGACCGAUGGGGAUUACAGAAUCCUCCAGGAGUGCAACGUCCGCGUGAAUGCAAGCGUGUGUUGGAGAAAUGGAGUUUUGUCGGGCAGAAACACAGGCGGUUAUUUCACAGCUGGGGGGAGAUGUCGUGUUGGUGUGUUUCAAGGCCACAGCAGGAAGGAAAGGGAUGAAGCUCAAAUUGGAAUUUCACCACCGGCUGAUUUCAAGCUGUAGAGUAGAAAACAAAGAUUGAUGGGGGAAAUCUCGCUGUAGAGUGAGAGCUGAUCCAAUUCCUCUAAUUAUUACCAGUUUAAAGUGGCAAUCUCAACUGCAGCAUCAUUGCUUCCUCUAUUGCUUUGUUCAUGGAGAAAAAAAUCACAGCAAAUAUCAUCUUAUGGUAGUUUACAUGAAAAGUGAUCUGGUUCAUGCAGCUUAAUCCAAUCAGAUUAUCUGAUUAGAUGCAUUUAAUUGUAGCCAGUUUAAUCCAGUUACCAUAGAAUACAAUAAAAUUCAGUCAAUGCCAACUGGUUAUCUACUGUAGGCAGCCCGGCUGAUUGCAUCAAGUCAUUGUCUUUGCAGUAGUCCCUCAUCCUUUGUAACCAUGGUGACAGUGUGACCUUCUCAACCCAAGAUCAGAAACCAAAAACAAGGCAGAGAUAGAAUGGAAAAGAAAAUCCAUAAAAAUCAACCAUGUUCCAUGAGAAAAAAGUCAAUUUUUCCAAUUGGAGAAUUUCCACUUUUCAUCAAAACUUGCACUCAGCAGUUAAGUGCAAGAUUAUUAAUUUGCUUGCACCAGACGAUGCACCAGAUUGGUGAAGGACCAAAAUAACCUAAAAUCAUAAAGAGACUCAAUAAAUACAGCUGAACUUAAACUGCAUUUCUGGUUUGACCUCAGGUGGGGAAGAAGGGAAUUUUGGACUUGGGCAGAAUCUACAGUAAUGAAGGAUUUGUUGAACAUUAUUUUUAUAUGAUAUCAGUUGCAUUGUGAGAGACUGAAGCAAAGAAACUUUAAAAAAAUCGUAGAUGUGGACUGGAACCACAUCUAUGAGGAUUACUGAGUGCUGAGCACAGCAUAGAUACGAUACAGUAAAAGGUAGUUUCCCUGCAAGUUUCUGAAAAUCUAAAAUAUUUUAGAAGUGCAAAGAUGAGGCAAACCUAAGUAAAACUGUAAUGCAGUUUUAUGAAUGAUUAUUUAGGUUUUUUAGCAAAAAAAUCAACACAAACCAGCCAGGCUCUUAGUAAAGAUAUGGUCUUAUAGUCUCCUGUAGGGAUCUGUCUUACAGUGGGUAUAGAAAAGCAUCUUACUGAAAAGGGUCUCUGUGUAAAGACCCUUAACCCCUGAUAGCUCCCUGGGCGCCCCACGAUGGCAGCCCACUGCUCCUCAAGGGGGAUGGGUUAAAUACUGAGGUAAAUCUCUCCAAUGUGAGAUCAAUAAUGUUCAAUUAUUAUUAUUAUAAAUCCUCCAGAUCAUUGAGCUUCAACGUGGUCCCAUAGCAUGACCCAACUUCCACCAUGUUUGACUGGUAGCAUUUCCGUUAUUUAUUCAUUAUGUAUUGCCUUGUUAGUGGUAACAAAACACUGAUGUUUUGUGGUCAUCGGGGUGUUUACUGAUAAGGCCUUUGAGUCGUUUUUUAUCAGUGUGGUAUACAACUUUGGAAUGCUCCCACAGAGGCUGCUUUGGCCUUUUUUUUUAUCGUUGCAUUAUAACCUCUGACCUUAAGUUUUAAAUCUGAGGCCUAUCAGCGCUUUCUUGCUAUGUUCGAAUUCAGCGGCUGCGUCCUCCAAGGACCAGGUCUACCUGGACUGGGUUCUUCGGAGGCCGUGAAAAUAAGGAGAUCAGAAGAGUCUGGCUAUGGAAUCGAACAGGUCCAGCUUUCCCCCCUCACCGCCCCUAACUCAGCGUAAACACUGUCACCUAGAAACCAUGACAGUUGACUCACAAAGCUAACUUCUUACUGCUGUUCUUUGGGUUAAUUUUAGUUGAAAAGUUUCAGCAGAAAUACGUAGUUGCGAAUAUCAGAUUCAUAGUCCCCACACUGCAGAGAUAUUGGAAUCUGAGCUUAAAUUACAGCCAAACCUGUUUACACAGAGACAGAUUAAACCUUUUAAACCAAAUUUUACCCGCCACAUAUCUGACUCACUAACCAUUUAAAUGAACAAUUAAUUAAAUUAAGACAAAUAAUUUUAUUAUAUUAAACUGUACUUCAGAUACAGUAUCCACUGCUGUUCGGCGCCAUUUACCUUUUUCCUUUGAGCACGGAGCAGCCGCUUACUUGGACUCGCAAUGAAUCAUGGGAUACCCAGGGCUUACGUAGGAUGCACUGGUCCCAUCCUUUAAAACGGGAAAAAGAAGGAUGUAUUUGUCAGCUGCAUAACGAGGAGUUUUCUGAACCACACAGGCCUUGGUGCAAUCUGACGUAAUCUGCGUACGAAUCUGGCCUUCGAAGGAUGCAGCUUCCAGAUUUGAACACAGCACAUAUGUAGUUCUGGGGUUUUGUUUGACUUCCUGGUUGAGUUAAAGUGCUCUUUGGGCAGCUAAUUCUCUUGACUCUUCAAGCAGACGGUUUUUGUUUGCAUUUACUCCAGUAAUCUCUGAUCGUAGGAUUGUCUUAAUUUGAAACAUUAAGGAGUGUGACAUAAAAAUGAUGAAAAGAAUUUUGGGGCUAAUACUUUUUCCCAGUAUUGUACACUUAUGUAAUUAUUAGAAGAGACAGAAAUGUAUUUUUUUUAUCUCAAUGUGUUCAGAGGAGAAUGCUUCUAGACACUUCUGUUGUAAAGUAAUGAAAGUGAGUAACAUAAGUGAACAUUUUAGCCAUUUUUAGUGAUGCAGGUUCAACUUAGCUGUGUUUACAAAAAGAAAUUCAUGUUUACAAUGUAUUUGCUCCUGAUUACAUUUAUUCUUGUGCAGAACAAAUGUUCUAUGAACCUGAUUUGUAGCCAGGAUAACAUUUAUUUCUUCCUAUGCUGCAGAUUGUUUUCUUCCUCAUCACUGGUAGCAAAGUAUGGGUUAGCUCUUCCUCCAGAGGCACGAUGGGAACUUUGCCUCAGUGUUUCUGGCUCUGACUUUCAGGUAUAACCAGCUCAAGAUGUAGCUGACGUGGCAAGGUGUCCAGGAACCUGCCUGAACUGGCAGAGCCCACAGUUCUAAUACCCUCUGAGACAUUUGGCACGUACCUGCAGACGCUGAUGCGUCUUACAGGAGGGAACACCAGAACAAACCUCUUGUUGCACAAUAAAUGAGACACACAUAUGAAGAAACCGAACAUGGUGUGGGAUUUACAUAAACAGCACAGGCGCAGCCAUCGGUAAAUAAAAAUGCGAUGGAAUCACAACUCUAGCUAUGAUUUAACACAUGUAGACAGCUACACCUUUACCACAAUCUAAACAGAAAAACAAAACAAUGUUUCUGCCGUGUCGAUGCCAUGUUUUUCCAUUCUGUUAUUUAAGAAAGGCAUGUUAACAGCUCUACUCCCUGUUGAUCUACAUGUAAUGUGCCUAAUGAUGGAUAUUAAUGAGAGU
Messenger RNA from Cyprinodon variegatus (sheepshead minnow), 6849 nucleotides. It is a transcript of the gene samd12, whose product is annotated as sterile alpha motif domain containing 12. The transcript has 5 exons. Gene Ontology annotation, cellular component: cytoplasmic side of plasma membrane. Gene Ontology annotation, molecular function: protein binding. Gene Ontology annotation, biological process: cell surface receptor protein tyrosine kinase signaling pathway. The coding region runs from base 124 to 648 and encodes 174 amino acids. NCBI's taxonomy places the organism in Eukaryota, Metazoa, Chordata, Actinopteri, Cyprinodontiformes, Cyprinodontidae. The record is from RefSeq and is a predicted model, not a curated record.